AGGGAAACACAAGGUGAGAGCAGAUUCCCCCGUACACUCAGACAGGGAAGAGUUUACACGGCUGCUCAUUCCGCCAAUGGGAGCACAGAACACCUCACUCUCGGCAGCCAAUCACAGCACAGCCGGCAGUGUAUAUAAAAGACGUGAGUCAACACCGGGCGUUGUAGUAUUAUUGAUUAAAGUUAAGUUCUGCAAACAUGGCGGAAACUGCCCCCGUCGCCGCCGCUGUUCCUCCAUCAGAGGUCGCAGCCAAAAAGAAGAGGCAGCCGAAGAAAGCAGCUGGAGGAGCAAAGAAGAGCGGCAAGUCUUCUGGACCCAGCGUCUCCGAGCUGAUCGUAAAAGCCGUGGCCGCCUCUAAAGAGCGCAGCGGGGUUUCUCUUGCCGCCCUGAAGAAGGCUCUGGCUGCCGGAGGCUACGAUGUGGAGAGGAACAACAGCCGCAUCAAAGUGGGGGUGAAAGGAUUAGUGACCAAAGGAACUCUCACCCAGGUGAAAGGUACCGGCGCUUCCGGCUCCUUCAAGCUCAAUAAGAAACAAGUGGAAAGCAAGAAGGCCGCCCAGAAGUCCCUGAAGCCCAAGAAGCCUGCAGCGAAGAAAGUGGCCAAAUCCCCGAAGAAGCCCAAGAAGGCUCCGAGUGCAGCCAAGACCCCGAAAAAGGUGAAGAAACCCGCUACAGCGGCUGCUGCCAAAAGCCCAAAGAAGCCUAUAGCCGUGAAGCCUAAGAAGGCGGCCAAGAGUCCCGCCAAGAAGGCGGCGAAGCCCAAAGCUGCCAAGUGUCCGGCCAAGAAGGCAGCGAAGCCAAAAGCCACAAAAAGCCCGGCCAAGAAGGCAGCUAAGGCUAAGAAAGCUGCGGCCAAGAAGUGAUUGUAAAGCCGCAGCCUCUCUUCCUUGUUAUCCCCCAAAGGCUCUUUUCAGAGCCACCCACCCUGUCUCGGCAGAGCUGUAGGCGCACGAUGUGAUCUAUUGGGGGACUAAAUAAAAACUGUAGUGAAGAAGUCGCUACAUGUGGCAGAAA
Molecule: messenger RNA, 1014 nt
Organism: Pseudophryne corroboree (corroboree frog)
Lineage: Eukaryota; Metazoa; Chordata; Amphibia; Anura; Myobatrachidae
Product: histone H1B-like
Exons: 1
Coding region: 198-863 (221 amino acids)
Biological process (GO): chromosome condensation; negative regulation of DNA recombination; nucleosome assembly
Cellular component (GO): nucleosome; nucleus
Molecular function (GO): structural constituent of chromatin; double-stranded DNA binding; nucleosomal DNA binding
Source: RefSeq, a predicted model, not a curated record